Strongylocentrotus purpuratus (purple sea urchin) is the source of this 399-nucleotide messenger RNA. RefSeq names its product tripartite motif-containing protein 59-like. Lineage: Eukaryota; Metazoa; Echinodermata; Echinoidea; Camarodonta; Strongylocentrotidae. Gene Ontology annotation, molecular function: ubiquitin-protein transferase activity. The record is from RefSeq and is a predicted model, not a curated record. The transcript has 3 exons. Gene Ontology annotation, biological process: positive regulation of DNA-templated transcription. Gene Ontology annotation, cellular component: chromatin; nucleoplasm. Bases 1 to 399 code for a protein of 132 amino acids.
AUGAAAGGUCGUGUGCUUGAGUUGUCAGUGAUGGCUACUUCCUUGAAACAGGCUGUUCACAACUUGCAUAAGAAUCUAGAGUGUCCUGUCUGCCUAAGCUUUUUCAAGGAACCCAAGAUCCUGACCUGCUCCCAUACCUUCUGCAAGGCUUGUCUUGAGACUCUUCUGGAGUCUCGUGGAGAGCUGUUGUGUCCUACGUGCAGGGAGGAGACUUCGGUUCCUGGAGGAGACGUGGGUAGACUGCAAUCAAACAUAACAGUCAGAUCACUUGUUGAAGAUGUGGAGACCCAGGGCCAGACAGAGUCUCUAACCUCACAUAAAGCGACGUGUGUACAGCUGGAAGAGCUUUUGAACCGGAUUAGGCCAGAUGAGGAGCUGCCCAGAAGAACUGCUGAGUAA